This is a messenger RNA of Drosophila ananassae, 349 nucleotides long. RefSeq lists its product as uncharacterized. Bases 19 to 234 code for a protein of 71 amino acids. The transcript has a single exon. NCBI's taxonomy places the organism in Eukaryota, Metazoa, Arthropoda, Insecta, Diptera, Drosophilidae. The record is from RefSeq and is a predicted model, not a curated record.
ACACCAGAAAAGAGCAAAAUGAUUCUCAAUCCAAUCGAAGCCGCGUGUGUCUAUGUGGUCCAGCCCAUUAUUGAUCAACUGGCAUAUCUUGAGAAUGAUGUGCAUUAUAUGGCGUUCCUCGGUGGCCUUGCAGUCCUUGGAAUUUUCCUGGGACUCCUCUUCAGUGUAAUUACAGUUCUUUGGUACAGGUCCUUACACCGUGAGGAAUUUACUAAAGUUAACAAGGCCGAAUAAUGUCCGUUGCAAUUAAAACAGAAUUGUUAAUGUGUUCUGAAGCUCUGCACUGUUAAAAAUUAUUGGUUUAAUAUUCUUAAUAAGUGUCAUGGAAAUAUAAGUUUAUUAAGAAGUA